Messenger RNA from Salvelinus namaycush (lake trout), 1337 nucleotides. RefSeq names its product glucose-induced degradation protein 4 homolog. Bases 171 to 824 code for a protein of 217 amino acids. The record is from RefSeq and is a predicted model, not a curated record. The transcript has 6 exons. Gene Ontology annotation, cellular component: GID complex; extrinsic component of membrane. NCBI's taxonomy places the organism in Eukaryota, Metazoa, Chordata, Actinopteri, Salmoniformes, Salmonidae. Gene Ontology annotation, biological process: protein catabolic process in the vacuole; protein targeting to vacuole; proteasome-mediated ubiquitin-dependent protein catabolic process.
CGAAGUCCAUUUACUUUUCUGGAGCUUGGUGUGAGUGACUGAAGUAUUAGAUUUGAAGGGAUUUGGAUGUAGGUGAGCCGCCUCAUUCGUGCUCUCUGUACCAUCUUCCCACAUCUAUCGCCCGGACGGUCACUGACUGCGGUCGGUGUCCUUCCCGCGGUACCAGAACCAUGCCUGUCCUCGCUGGAUACCUCAGUAACACCCCCAUGGCCUUCAAGUCCUCGGCCUCGCUUAUCCCACCUCCCUUGAUCAACACCCACCAGCCCGGUGUUGUCGCCUCGCUUCUCUACAGCGGCUCCAAGUUCCGAGGACAUCAGAAGAGCAAAGGCAACUCCUACGAUGUCGAGGUUGUUCUGCAGCAUGUGACCAUGGAAGACUCAUACUUGUGUGGGUACUUGAAGAUCAAAGGGUUGACAGAGGAAUACCCCACUCUGACUACGUUCUUUGCAGGGGAGAUCAUCAGUAGGAAGCGUCCGUUUCUAACCAGGAAGUGGGAUGCAGAUGAGGAUGUGGAUCGCAAGCACUGGGGCAAAUUCCAGGCUUUCUACCAGUAUGCAAAGACGUUCAACUCAGAUGAGUUUGACUAUGAAGAGCUGAAGAACUCUGACUACAUCUUCAUGAGGUGGAAGGAGCAGUUCCUGGUCCCUGAUCACACCAUUAAAGACAUCAGCGGUGCUUCCUUCGCUGGUUUCUACUACAUCUGCUUCCAAAAGUCCACAGCCACCAUAGAGGGAUACUACUAUCAUAGGAGCUCAGAAUGGUACCAGUCUCUGAACCUCACCCAUGUUCUGGAACACAGUGCAGCCAUCUAUGAGUUCCGGUGACCCAGGCAUUGUGGCUUUGUUGGCUCAGAAAGACUUUAAGGCCUGCAGAAGCUACAUGAAGGAGACACGAAGACUGAGAAGGACUGGGGAUGGAUGGGUAGAAGGGGGACAUGAAAACUGUGUUGUUACUACUACCAAGAGGAUGUGCUUUUCUGUCUGAGGAAGAAAAGGAAAUGGAAUGAUGGAUUUAUUGAUGGACAGAUGGAAGCAGGUCUGUUGGACUGGAACUUUCACAGAGGAAGGUAUGGACGGAUGGAAGAGACAGAGACAAAGGACUGCUCUGCCCCAGCCAGGGCAGGCAGGAGCUUCAGUCCUGUGGGAUUGGGGCAGAGAGCCAUAGCAGUAUGAUGCUUUAUCAUUUCUUAAUUUGUUUUAACAUCUGAUUUUAAAAGCUUGUUGACUUUCACUCUGCUGUGUCAAGGUCCAGUCAUGAGUUAUGAAAAUGGAGACUUCAGUACUACAACACUUGUCUUUGGCCACUUUAUAAAUAAAGCUGGGGUUUUCCUCUUGCAA